AUGGGGGAGUGGUCGUCUUCCAAUUUUAUUAAUAUGAGGCGUAUACUGCGUAUUUUCUAUUUAUGCUCCGGGUUAAAGAUCAAUCUCCAUAAAUCAGUGCUCUGUGGUGUGGGUGUGGAAGACGAGGUUAUAGCGAAUGUGGCUGAGUCUAUGGGGUGUAAAGCAGGCGCUCUUCCUUUCACGUAUUUGGGUAUCAAGGUUGGGGCAAACAUGAAUAGAGUCUCGAAUUGGGAACCGGUGGUUACUACAUUUAAACGAAGGUUAUCUAAGUGGAAAGCUAAUACUCUUUCGAUUGCCGGGCGCCUUACGUUAAUCAAGUCGGUUUUGGAUAGUUUGCCUACGUAUUAUUUUUCUUUAUUUAAGGCCCCUAAGAAGGUUGUAGAUGUUUUAGAGGGAUUGAUGAGAAGGUUUUUAUGGGGUGGGACGGAGGAUGUGUGA
Messenger RNA from Helianthus annuus (common sunflower), 438 nucleotides. RefSeq lists its product as uncharacterized. Lineage: Eukaryota; Viridiplantae; Streptophyta; Magnoliopsida; Asterales; Asteraceae. The record is from RefSeq and is a predicted model, not a curated record. Bases 1 to 438 code for a protein of 145 amino acids. The transcript has a single exon.